GCGCACUUCCGCCUCAGCGCCGGCAUGGCACGGGGCACGCUGUUGCUGCUGCUGCUGCUUUUUCUCCGGUGCGCCACACCGGAUUCCGCUGAAAACUCUAGCAGGCCGGGUGUGCCGACCGGGUCUCAAAACCGCACAAGCGGGAGUCUCCCGGACACGGGCUCCGCGAUGCUUCGCUUGUUCUACGUAAUUACUGGGCUCUGCGGCCUGGUUUCGCUUUACUUCCUCAUCCGGGCCUUUAGACUAAAGAAGCCACAGCGAAGAAGGUAUGGGCUCCUGACCAACACAGAGGAGCAUGAAGAGAUGGCCUCUCAGGACAGCGAGGAAGAGACUGUCUUUGAAACCAGGAACCUGAGAUGAUGUUGAGAUGGUGAUGACAGGCUGCAAGGACAAGAGAGAACAUAUGGUUCUGUGAGCUCUGAUGUCAACCUGACUGGAGGAAGUGCACAGGCCCUAGGAGGCUGCAUGGGCCAGGACAGCACUGAGACCUCGUUGAGACUAGCCCACAGACUUAUGACUCCCAAGGCCAGGCUGAUUCGGGCUGCUUCGUCAGCCUGCCUCCCAUAAGGAACACCACCACCCUGUUACAAGGUGUGAUGGAGCAGGUGGACCUUGGAAUCGCUCUGGGCACCUUCUUGCUGAUUUGGGGACAAUAAAUGACGCAGGGGCUUUGUAGCUU
Molecule: messenger RNA, 679 nt
Organism: Rattus norvegicus (Norway rat)
Lineage: Eukaryota; Metazoa; Chordata; Mammalia; Rodentia; Muridae
Gene: Fam174c
Product: family with sequence similarity 174 member C
Exons: 3
Coding region: 25-360 (111 amino acids)
Cellular component (GO): membrane
Source: RefSeq, marked provisional